UAUAUUUUCUUUUAUGUUUUCAAAUUUUAAUUAAUAUAAUUUAUUCGGUUUUCUAAAUAUCUUUAGCAAUUUAUUUUCAUUGUAACACCUUUUUCGGACGCUGUUUAUAUUUAAUAAUCUAUGAUUCAUAAUACCAUUUUGCUGAUCUCUUUCUUAAAAAUUUUUUUAAUCAGACUGCCAUCCUAGUGCCUCUGGAGUGUGUUGAAAGUUGUGCCAUAAAGAUGAUCGAAGAUUUUGAAACACAAACAAUGUAUACCCGUUCUAAUAAAAGCGGGAAAAUAGAAUUAGGGGAUGUUACACCUCAUAACAUACGUCAAUUGAAGAGACUGAAUCAAGUCGUAUUCCCUGUCAGUUACAACGAUAAAUUUUACAAAGAUAUUUUAGUAGCUGGUGAACUUGCCAAGUUAGCAUACUACAAUGAUAUUGUUGUUGGCGCAGUUUGUUGUCGCGUCGACGCAUUUGAUAAUUGUAGAAAAUUGUAUAUUAUGACGCUGGGUUGCUUGGCUCCCUAUCGUAGACUCGGAAUAGGUACCAAAAUGUUAGAACAUAUAUUGAAUUACGUGAAAGAAGAUGGGAAGUUUGAUAGCAUAUUUUUACAUGUUCAAGUUAAUAAUGAUAGUGCUAUCGAAUUUUACAAGAAGUUUGGUUUUGAAAUCGUUGAAACUAAAUCACAUUAUUAUAAACGAAUAGAACCUGCAGAUGCCCAUGUUCUCGAAAAAUUUUUGAAAUGAAGUUUUGUGCAGAAAUUUACUGUUUUAAUAUGUUUUAUUAAAUAAAAUAGAUUUCGAUAUAUAUGUAUGCUACUAGGACUGUCAUCAAAAACAUAUGAUAUAAAAUUAGUUGUUUAGAAUAUUCUUUUGUUCUCUUUAAUUUAUUUGCAUUUGAAAAGCAUUUUAAGAUUAUUAAAAGAAUUCAAAUUUGAAAAUUAAUUUUUUUUUUUUUUUUUUCAAUUCUGUUAUAGCUGGCAAAGAUGUUAUGUAUUAAAAAUAUAUUUAGCUUUGCAAACAGCUGUAAUGCUUAAUGUGAAUUUUUUGGGAUAGUAGCCACAUAUUAACUGCAUGUUAUGUUAUUAGAAAAAAAAGAAAUCUGAUGCUUUGAAGUUUUCUUUUUUACUAAGCAUAUGAAUCAGAAAAUAACUGUGCAUUUGAAAUAUCAAUCUAUUUUGAGAGCUGUUCCAUACACUGUAAUUUUGUGUUUGUAUAUAUUUAGAGAUUAUGUUUUUGUAAGUACCUUGUCCUCCUUCCAUAGGUAAUGGUAAAACGGAAGAUUACCUUCUCUAUUGCUAAUGAAAAGCAUUCAACUCAUAGGUCUUGUAUCUAUUGAUUGAAUUUGUUGGUUUCAAUGUAAUGCUGCUAGGGAAGUAAUAGAAAAUGCAUGUAAUUAUAAAUGCCAGCCCAACUAAAUCCGUGUUUUGAUUUAAAUUUAUUUGCUGAAUUGAUACACUCAUUAAAUUUAUAGUUAUGUAUGUAUUAUAUUGUAUGUUUAUAUACCUAAUUCUGAUAUUACACAUAAAAAUCUAUGCCCCUUCCCCCCACCCUCCAAAAAAAGGUUUCAGUAUGAAAGCAGCCACUGUAUAUGCUUUGGCAAAAUUUAGCAUCAUUUGGAAUUAAUUUAGUGAAUAUGGAAAAAUACCAAAGCAACUUUCAAAAAAUGCUCCAACAUGAGAACAUAGUAAAUGAACAUUUAUUUAUAUAUGUGAGGCUAUAAUUUUAUAAUUAAUACUAUAAAUGAAUCAGGUAUUUUGUAUCAUACAUAUUGCUAUCAAAUAAAUUCUAAAUACAAAUUUAACUGUUUGUGAGAUGUGAUAGCAAGUUAAAUAUAGUCAACAUUUUACAGGAAAAGUGGAUAAUGAAGAAGAGAGAAUGAGUGAUAUUGCAAAAAACUUUAUUCUAAUUUCCAGAUUUGUAGUAAGUUAAAAGCUGGCAGCAUUUAAAAAGAAAAUAAUUAAGGAUAUCUAGAUGAAAAGUGAACAUGAAAAUAAAUGUGGCAUGUUAAAAAUAACACGAAAGAUUACUAUAAAUUAAAUUUUUUUAAUUAAUUAUAAGUUAAAAUGCAUAAUAUUUUGGAUUAUUAAAAAAGAUUUCUGAAUCAGUAUCAUGUUAUCAAUAUCACAAUUAAAAAGUCUGAAAAUAAAAUCUAUUCCAAGUUAAAAAUCUGAGGAUUAUAUUUACCAAGCUUGGCGACUAAUCUUCGAUUAUGGCAACUGUCUGAGGUAGCCGCUUUAAUGUUGAAGUACCAGACAUUAUAUGUAUGAAAGAAAAGAUGAUUGGUUCUGAUCUGAGAAGUUAGGGGGGGAAAAAGUAUUCAUUUUAGCCUGAUUAAUUAAUUUUAACUAAAUACAGUUGUGAUAAUAUAUAAUGAAAAUAAUUUAACGGUACUUUUCCAUUUUGCCGGCGCAGGCGAUAAAGUCGCCAAAAAUGAUACAACCGAUGCCGAACUUAAUAUACUCGCUGGUAACCUUUUACGCCUCAAUUUUCCGCAGCCAUUUCUUAUCAGAUUGAUUGUUUCUUUCAAUAAUUGCAUAGAAUUUUUAAUAGAUAGUUCAAUUUUAUGCCCUAAGGCCAUUUGCGGUAAUUAAGUCAAUUAGAAUGCAAUCUCGCAGCUCACCUGAAGGAGAAAAUAUAGAAAAGGCUAGGGUUAAAUUCAUCAAUUAUAAUGCGAAUGCACUAGCACUGCGAUUUUACAUAAUUUCUGAGUAAGCUAUUCGUACAAAUUGAAAUAAUUCUUGCAUUAAAACUUGUAUUCCAUAUUAAGAUUUAACUUGAAAUUAAUGUAGAUAAUUACUGAGAGAAAUAUAUUUUU
Stegodyphus dumicola is the source of this 2802-nucleotide messenger RNA. It is a transcript of the gene san, whose product is annotated as Probable N-acetyltransferase san. Gene Ontology annotation, biological process: mitotic sister chromatid cohesion. Gene Ontology annotation, cellular component: NatA complex. The record is from RefSeq and is a predicted model, not a curated record. Gene Ontology annotation, molecular function: acyltransferase activity, transferring groups other than amino-acyl groups. NCBI's taxonomy places the organism in Eukaryota, Metazoa, Arthropoda, Arachnida, Araneae, Eresidae.